AUGCCGCACCGCGCGAGCCCACUCUUCCGGAACAUCGUCCUCCGCAGCCCGCUGGACGGCGCCAGGAGGAAGCAGUGCCUCCAGUACCUGCAGACGCUGCGGCGGCUGCAGUUUGACGGCUUCAAGACGGUGUACCUGGGGGAAACGGAGAUCCCCGAGGGCCUGGCCACGGGCGAGGACCUGGGCGACGGGCUCGGCGUGCCCAGCCCCAGCUGGUGCGUGGUGCACGCGGGGGGCAGCCAGGGCUGGGUGCCCUGGCGGUACCGCGUGUACCUGAGGGACGAGCUGAGCGUGCGCCCCGAGGACGGCUUCUUCGCCGAGUUCUGCGAGGCGGCGAGGAAGGCCUACGGGAAGUGCGCCAUCGUGGUCAAGGACGCCCGGCGGCCGGAGGCCCGGCCCCCCGAGGACGGGGCGCCGCCCGCCCAGGCCCGCGCCAGCCUGACCGGCAUCGCCUGCUGCCCCGACGUGGCCGAGGCCUGCGGCCACGAGCUGCUCAGCCUGCCCGCCCCCUACAACUACCUGAGCCCGCUGGACCUGGCCUGGUCCUCGCUCAAGUGGUUCAUCAUCAACAACCGCAAGGAGUUCUGCCUGCAGUCCAUCGACAGCCUCUACGCCUACCAGUUCAUCCUGCUCAGCGAGCUCAUCGGCAAAGGCGUGGAGCGGCUGGGCCCCGGCAAGUGGAGGACGCUCAUCAACAAGGUGCGCCGGUGGGAGAAUUACUACCUGGGCAAGUUCUCCUAG
Pipistrellus nathusii (Nathusius's pipistrelle) is the source of this 741-nucleotide messenger RNA. NCBI's taxonomy places the organism in Eukaryota, Metazoa, Chordata, Mammalia, Chiroptera, Vespertilionidae. The record is from the annotation of a GenBank genome assembly.